CAGGCACACACGAGGAACCUCCCCCGGUGUAUGGAACCACGGGUCAUUACCGCGGAAAUAGUGUCUACAUAAGGCGCUUUAAUUUCUCCUCCAUUGAUCUAACUUCGAAAGUGUUCGCUGAAAUGAGAACGAUGUACAACCUUCGUCACAACAACAUCGAGACGUUCAUUGGCGCAUGCGUGGACCCGGAGAGCAUAGCUGUUCUGUCAGAGAUCUGUCCCCGGGGAAGUCUUAUGGAUAUAAUAGCCAACGACAGUAUCGAACUAGACUGGGCAUUUAGACACUCCCUCAUCAAUGAUAUCGUCCAGGGCAUGAAAUACCUCCACAACAGUGAGAUCUCGGUCCACGGCCAGUUGAGGAGCUCCAACUGUGUGGUUGACAGCAGGUUCCUCCUCAAGAUUAAAGGAUUUGGACCCAAAUGUUUCCAGGAACUGGAAUAUAAGACUCACAGACUUGGAUUCAUGAAUCCUUCCAAGAAACUAUGGACAGCCCCGGAGAUAUUGCGAGUCUCCGGAUGGCACCCGGGAACGAGGGAAGGUGACGUAUACAGUUUUGCUAUAAUACUACAGGAGCUCAUCUUGCGGGGAGCGCCCUUCGAGACCAGCGACCUUAGCAGUGCAGAUAUCCUUGAGAAGGUGGAGCAGUCGUGUGACCCUCCGUUCCGACCGAGCCUCUCCCAGAUCCCCGACUGCUCAACCGACCUGAUCGACGUGAUGGAGCAGUGCUGGGCCGAGGAAAAGUUUAAGAGACCCUCGUUUGACCAGGUCGACACGAGUCUCAAACGUAUCCUCAAAUCGAAAGGGAGUAACAUAAUGGACAACCUAAUGACCCGCAUGGAGCAGUAUGCGAACAACCUGGAGAGCUUGGUGGAAGAGAGGACAACCGCCUACCUCGAGGAGAAGAAGCGGGCGGAGGACCUGCUCUACAGGAUGCUACCAGAGUCCGUGGCAAGGCAGCUGCAACACGGCAACCAGGUGGAACCCGAGACGUUUGACUGUGUGACGAUCUACUUCAGUGACAUCGUGGGCUUCACCACCAUCGCGGGCAGGUCCAAUCCCUUGCAGGUCGUCAACCUACUGAACGACCUCUACACCACGUUUGACGCCAUCAUCGAUAACCUCCGUGUAUACAAGGUGGAGACGAUUGGUGACGCCUACAUGGUAGCAUCAGGCCUGCCGAUACGUAUCGGGGACAGCCAUGUGGCCGAGAUCGCAAACAUGGCUCUGGCUAUCCGGACGUCUGUAGAAAUAUUCAAAAUUCGACAUUUACCCUCAGAGCCUUUACGAAUACGGAUUGGUCUACACUCAGGUCCAGUGGUAGCGGGAGUUGUGGGCCUGACGAUGCCGCGCUAUUGCCUGUUUGGGGACACCGUGAAUACUGCAUCCCGAAUGGAAUCCAACGGUGAAGCGAUGAAGAUUCAUAUAUCAGGUCCGUGCAUGAAACUGUUGGAAGCGUACGGAGACUAUGACAUAGAACUUCGAGGGAACACUGAAAUAAAGGGCAAAGGCGUCAUGCAAACGUUUUGGUUAAAUGGACAAAAGGGAAAUAACCAUACGCCGGCAAAGUCAAAAACCUGCCAGCCGAGUCCUAAAGCAUCCUUUAAAAACACUUCAAUCACCAAAACAUAUUCCUUGCAAGAAACCAGUAAAUCCCAAACACCAAAAAGCGUAAUCAAUGGCAACGCCCCAGGUGGGGGAGGAGGAGGAGGGCAAAAGAAUUAUUCAAGUACAGGAACUGACACAAACUCUUUACAUCUGCCAACGGAAGAACAACUUGAAGAGCGACGCGGUUCUGGUAGCUUGUUUGGAGGUGAUGAGUUGGUAGAAGGACGUGCUUUCAAAACAGCCGCUAACGACAUGUAUCGGGUAGUUGUAGAAUCUCAGAGAGGAAGGAAAGCGUUUAUGGAUAUUGGAGGUCCGCGUGUGGCAACAUCUGAGUCUGUGAAACUGGAAGAAAAGAGUGGCAACGCUUUUGGUAACCUUCCAAAGGAAAAUUUACCAAACGUGGACUAA
Mya arenaria is the source of this 2012-nucleotide messenger RNA. Its product is annotated as atrial natriuretic peptide receptor 1-like. Gene Ontology annotation, biological process: cGMP biosynthetic process; receptor guanylyl cyclase signaling pathway; intracellular signal transduction. The transcript is spliced from 12 exons. NCBI's taxonomy places the organism in Eukaryota, Metazoa, Mollusca, Bivalvia, Myida, Myidae. Bases 123 to 2012 code for a protein of 629 amino acids. The record is from RefSeq and is a predicted model, not a curated record. Gene Ontology annotation, molecular function: guanylate cyclase activity; ATP binding; peptide receptor activity.